AGUGGAAGGUGUCCCUGCCCUGGGAUGGACUUGGAAGGUCCCUUCCCACCCAAACCAUUCCAUGAUUCUAACAGCUGCAAUCAAUAACUUUUGACGUUUUUUCCACCACAAACAAUUCCCCGAUUCCAAGCAGAAGCAGAAAGAAAACCACCAGGGAUGUUCCCAAACCUGACACAGGAAUGGAAGAGUUUCCCAAAGCUCCCAGAGCCUCCCUGCUGUGUGUGGCAGCAACUGUCACGUCAAGGCAGUUGAUUGCAGACUCUGCCUAAUGAACGUGGGCAGCAGAUGACAGCUGCUCCGGUGCUUUGGCGCUGCUCCCAAAGCCAUUCCACACUAGUAGGUGGCCGUGCUAUUUUGGAGGUAUGAAAGCACUGCAAGGCUUGGAAACAUCCAGCUCAUUCCUUGACAGUUCAGGUGGAAAUAAGAGUUUCUUGACAGAAGGUGAAUGGGAAAAAAACCCCUUAGUAUUCCUUUUUCUAGGAAGCGGGUUAAUUGGUGAUCACAGAGAAUCACAGAAUCCCAGAAUGGUUUGGGAGUGAAGGGAUUCCAAACAUCAUUUGGUUCCAACCUCGUGCCAUGGGCAGGGACACUUUCCACUAGCCCAGGCUGCUCCAGCCUGGUUUUGGACACUUUCAGGGAUGGGGCAGCCACAGCUUCUCCAGAUAUUGAAGGAUUUCUUAGGAAGCAGAAGGGAUACAAAGGCAAUAGAAUGCCUAAAUAAAUCUCUGCAUGGAAAUAUGGGCGAGUGCAAUUCCUUAUCCUUAUCCUGUGCCAGCAAAGUGGUUCCUCCGGCUGCAAGGACACAAUGAAAGCCCACAACAGAUAAGGAACAUCAAGAAGGAAAUUAAGAGUCUAAUUGGUGUCUUAGGAGCCACCUGAGCAAAAUGACCUUUGGGUACUAGCAGCAGCAGUGUCUGAGAAAGCACCGAUGGUAUCAGCAGCCCUCAGCCAGGAUCCUUCCAAGUCCCAUCCACCAACCCCAGGAAUUUGCUGGGCUGGAUGGAAGAGGCUGCCUGAGACUUGUGCAGAUGAAUCACCCACACAAACCUGAAGCCCCACCUCAUGCUGGGAUUAUAAUUUAAAACAGCCAGGAAAUUAUUUGCAGCCUUGCUUGGGAGCUCUGCUGACACGAGGAGCCUUUGGAGUGGCAGGAGGAAGAACAGCCUGAUCUCCAGGUGGGCUCCCAGCACGUGCUCCUGGCUGCCUGAGCGUGGGCUGAGGCUCCACCACUCCACACACCUAUUUCCUGCAAUCCUGGCAAUUACCAAUGGAGUGAAACCCAGUUUCUGACGUGGCUGACUCAGCAAGGGCUUGGCUCAAAACAAACACAUCCACGCAGGGAGCCGCAGCCCGGGAAGCAGUGACGGGUGGCACAUGAAGGGACGGCGGCGGCAGAGCUGGGGAGUUUUGGCAUUCUGGGUCCAACCUGGCUGAAUUCCUGGACUUGCUUCUUCAUCCUGGUCUCUGAGUGCUCCAGCAGCUUCUCCUCUCUGCUCCAGGACUCCUGGCUGCUCCAACAGAGUCCCAGAGCCGCAGCACACGUUUAACGAGCUUGCUCACACACCGCCUGCCGCUCCUCUCCACUCCAGGGGGAGACUCCUUCAGAUCCCAGACAAGCCGAGUGCUCCUUGCUCCUUGCCACGGCGUGGAGUUUGCAUUUCCUGCACUACCAGCCUCUCUGUGCUCCUUGCAGCUCCAGGAACGGGGCAGGAAGAGGUUGAUCCUGUUGCGUGGCUCUCUGCUGAUCCCUGGGCUCCUGCCUGUGAGGAGCCAGCAUUCCUGCUCCUCGCUGCCUUUCCUCACCAUGGAUACUUGGCGCAGGGGGUCCCUCAAGUCCACCACCUUCUUCCGGCGCUUCUCCCUCAGGAGGCACAAAAAGCUGGGCAACCAAGUCAUCAUCCUGAACCAGAACAGCCACACUCUGGACACGGACGGCCAGAAGAGGGAAGGCUUGAGGGAUCUGAAGGACAAGUCUGAGUACCUGUCCUGUCAGAGCGAGCAGAACCUGGCCAAGGCACAAGCCCCUCCCAAGCCUCCUCGGCUGUACCUGGACAGUUCCAGCUGCCCCAACAUCAUCGACCGCACAGAUUCCCACUCCGACCUCUCCUUUUCCGACGCCGCUCCGUACCACAAAGGCGCUCCCACGCACAAGGACCAGGCUACGGACCACGGCACCUCAGAGGCAGGUCUCCCCAGCAGCACCACUCUUCCUGAGCUGGCUGACCCCUUCCUGUCCUUCAAAGUGGAUUUGGGGCUAUCUCUCCUCGAGGACGUGCUGCAGACCCUCAGGAAACAGAACCCGAGGGAUUACGCCAUUUGAAGGUAUUCUUUGUCCAUCACAUCCCAGUUACUCGCUGCUGCUGCCAGUUCCUCCCGUUCCAGCAGGAGGAAGGAUACUGGAGCAUGCCUGUUGUGUGUGGCCUGUUUUGUUGUCCUCGCCUCACCCACCACAGAGCAUCCCUGUCCUUGCCAAGGAAUCCUCUGGAGCAGAGCUCUGUGCUCAGGUGAGAGCACCGUCUGCUGUCUCAUGGCCAACUUUCCGCUCUCUACCCCGGGAAUUUCCCACUCUGGACUGCUCGUCCCAUCCUCAGGGAAGACUGGCACUUCUUGGGAAAGACUUAUUUUGGGGAUGUGACACUGUGGGGCAGGGACACACAGGGAUUUGGCAUGGAUCACUUGUGGAACAGCAGGCAGCCUGCAAGGAGGCAGCAGCACUGCACCCCGAAGCCAAAGCUUUGAGGGCUGAGAGACGGGAACUGGGGCUUCUCCUCCCACCAUGUUUGGAUGCGAAAGCUCAAAGCUGUUCCUCCGUUUUUUCUCUUCCUCUUUGUGGGUUUCUUUUCCCUUAACUCCAGUGCAGGUAGCACUCCCAGCCAGGUAAGCAUCCAAGUAGGCUCCUGAUACAGCACCAGCAGUGGAUUUAUCCUCCUGGCAGAAGAGGUGUCUCUGACACUGCUGCCUCACGCAUGCACUGAGCUCCCAGCUGUACAGACAUAGAAGAAUAAAUGUAUCUGUGACUGGAA
Molecule: messenger RNA, 3023 nt
Organism: Zonotrichia albicollis (white-throated sparrow)
Lineage: Eukaryota; Metazoa; Chordata; Aves; Passeriformes; Passerellidae
Gene: C6H15orf62
Product: chromosome 6 C15orf62 homolog
Biological process (GO): positive regulation of actin filament polymerization; Rho protein signal transduction; positive regulation of pseudopodium assembly
Cellular component (GO): cytoplasm; cytoskeleton; plasma membrane
Molecular function (GO): small GTPase binding
Source: RefSeq, a predicted model, not a curated record